AUGUUUACACUGCGCGACGGCGCAGACUGGGACGCCCUGCGAAGUCUGUGGCUAGUGAACGCAAAGUUCAAGGACACUACUUCCUUGAUUUUGUCGGACAUAUUUGGCGAUCCGGGACUGGGUAGUGAUCGUCGUGUUUGCCGCUAUCAAGCGCUCGUGAAGGCAGUGAGCGACCAUUGUCGUGCUAUGCGCUACAGCUCCGCUACAAUGCCCAACGUCGCACACUCGAAGUCCGUCACGGCGCGAUAUGAGGACAUAUUGAAGACACCUUUCAUCCCCCUCUACAUCACAACAAUCAUGACGGCCGCCGGGCUUGGCGCAGUGAGAGGCAUCGCAGACAUGCUGCCCAUGCCCGCUGAUAAACUGGCAUCUGUGUACAAGCAUAUCGCAACUACGAUGCACAGUACUUGCCAAGCACUCAAAAUAUUACCGAGAGCGAUCAUGAGGCGCAAGCUCAGCAUAAUAGUGGAGCAAAACUGCAGGCUCAUUACUCAUGCCCUCAUCCUCUCGCAAGGCUGUACAGAGCUGCAACAUGCUCUGGAAGAGUACGAAGAGGUGACCUUAUCUGAUUCAGAGUUCGUGGAUGAUGAAGAUGCUUUUGUCCGAGCGAGUCUUCAGGCUGUACACAAGAAAAUCGACUAUACUCUGCGAUCAAUGGAGCACGGGCAGUUCGCUGCGCCAGUCCCAGAGCACCUCAAUAAUCAUAUAUGUGAGAUGCAUGAGCGUACUCCGCCUACAGACGACGAACUUCGUGAAGCCGCUAAGAUGGUCCGGGUUUUCCGGAAUCCGAUACUUACCUUGACGAACCGCAUGCCGACGGAAGGUGACCAGCUUAGCCUUCUCCCUCGUCUCCACCGGCUGGCGCGGAUGUUUGACGAGGAAGCAGAGAUUGUGGCAGACGAUCAACUUCAAAUCGUCGUAUAAUAGGACGAGAAUGGAUUUCGUAGACGGUAGCAUCUGUCCUGUUUAAUUGUAUCUACAGUAUCGCAUUCAAUACACCAAUACACUAUUCCUCCA
Messenger RNA from Gloeophyllum trabeum ATCC 11539, 1017 nucleotides. RefSeq lists its product as uncharacterized. NCBI's taxonomy places the organism in Eukaryota, Fungi, Basidiomycota, Agaricomycetes, Gloeophyllales, Gloeophyllaceae. The record is from RefSeq and is a predicted model, not a curated record. The transcript has 6 exons. Bases 1 to 924 code for a protein of 307 amino acids.